ACGGACUCACCGUUUGCCACUUAGCGCUUCCAAUUCCCGCAUUCCCUCUCUCUCUCCCUCUCUCCCUCCCCUUCUUCCCUUCCGUUUCAUUUCCAAUCACUUUACGAUCCGAUUCGUUCCUUCUUCGAUCUCCAGCUUCAAAAUCCAUCAACAAUUGAUGUUAUGAAGGAACUAAAUGGAUCGUCUAUUUCGGCAUUGAAAGAUUAUCUCUGAUUAUCUUUCUUUUCCGUUUCUAUAAGCUAUGGGAUUAUCUUCCGAUAACAUCCAUGGCCUCAUUCUUGCUGUCUCUUCCAGUAUCUUUAUAGGUAGUAGCUUCAUUAUCAAGAAGAAAGGUCUUAUGAAAGCCGGUGCUUCUGGAACCAGAGCAGGUUCUGGAGGAUAUUCGUAUUUGUAUGAACCUAUGUGGUGGGCCGGGAUGAUAAGUAUGAUUGUUGGAGAGGUUGCUAAUUUCGCUGCUUAUGCUUAUGCUCCUGCAAUUCUCGUAACUCCUUUGGGAGCUUUAAGUAUAAUUUUCAGUGCAGUACUAGCUCAUUUCAUUUUAGAGGAAAGGCUACAUAUAUUCGGCAUGCUGGGAUGUGUUCUGUGUGUGGUGGGAUCAACAACUAUUGUUUUGCAUGCACCUCAGGAGAGAAAUAUUGAAUCUGUCAAGGAAGUUUGGGUGCUUGCUACGGAGCCAGGUUUUCUAGUGUACUCCGUGAUAGUUUUGGUUCUAGUUGUUGUUCUCAUUGUUCGAUAUGUGCCAAGAUACGGACAAACCCACAUGGUUGUUUACGUUGGAAUUUGUUCUCUCAUGGGUUCUCUUACGGUUAUGAGCGUCAAAGCAGUAGGAAUUGCACUUAAGCUAACAUUUUCAGGGAUGAAUCAGUUUAAGUACUUUGAGACGUGGUUUUUUACCGUCAUUGUGGCUGGAGGUAGCAUUUUACAAGUCAACUAUUUAAACAAGGCUCUGGACACCUUUAACACUGCCGUAGUAUCUCCAGUUUACUAUGUGAUGUUCACAUCACUCACCAUCCUUGCGAGUAUGAUUAUGUUUAAGGACUGGGAUUCACAAAAUGCAUCACAAAUUGCAACAGAACUAUGCGGUUUUGUUACGAUUCUUUCCGGAACUUUUCUCCUACAUAAAACUAGGGAUAUGGGGAGUCCUCCGUCCUCCGAUGGCCCAAUUGUCGUAAGGUCCCCAAAACGACCUAGUUCAAACACAAGUUCUGACUAACACCCCCAGCAGCAUAGCAAAUUUUACAAAAAAAAAAAAAAACAAUAACAACAAAAAAGAAGAAAGUAGACGUAUCACAGACCAAUCUAUUUCCGUCCAAUAAACAAAACAAACCCCUCAUCUCGUCAUCCAAAUGGGCCAUUGCUGGGGGGAGGACAGAUUUUUGGAUGGAAGAUUCUUGUUAAUUUAUUGUAAGAAGAAAGAAGCAAACCAGGUGGCCACAUAUAUUAGCAAAAGGCAAAAUGGAAGUUCAAAGGUUUGUUUGGUUCUCACUUUUCAUCUUUGAGGUACAGAUUCAAAUUUUUAAUUUUUUUUUUUUAAGAAAAAGAAAGAAAAAAAAUCAAAAAGAAAAAUCAUACAAAUAUACGUUACAGGUUGUGAUAAACAAAAACAAAAAGGGGUAAGGUACUCACUCAAUAGAAGUUACUAUAGCUAACAUUUGAGGAUACAUUGUAAAAUUUGUGGCAGAAAAAUUGUAGGGUUUGGGAGAUUUCUAUAUACCAAUCAAUGUUCUUUCUCUUUCUCCAACAUUUAGUUUUGGUUUUUGAUGAUUCAACAAUUGUAAUUGUUCUGACAAAAAUUGUCAGUAAUUUGACUAUUGUUUGAUACACUACAAUGAUACCAAAUGGGCCAAAAUGUUAUUUUGUGAA
Messenger RNA from Cucumis melo (muskmelon), 1863 nucleotides. Its product is annotated as probable magnesium transporter NIPA2. The record is from RefSeq and is a predicted model, not a curated record. Gene Ontology annotation, molecular function: magnesium ion transmembrane transporter activity. Lineage: Eukaryota; Viridiplantae; Streptophyta; Magnoliopsida; Cucurbitales; Cucurbitaceae. Gene Ontology annotation, cellular component: membrane. The transcript has 9 exons. Bases 242 to 1213 code for a protein of 323 amino acids. Gene Ontology annotation, biological process: magnesium ion transport.